This is a messenger RNA of Paramuricea clavata, 7025 nucleotides long. NCBI's taxonomy places the organism in Eukaryota, Metazoa, Cnidaria, Anthozoa, Malacalcyonacea, Plexauridae. The record is from the annotation of a GenBank genome assembly.
AUGGCUCACAGUAGACUAAGUGAUGCAGAAUAUAGAAACUGGGUUACUGUUGGUCGAGCAAUCCAGAUUACCCGGAACGGCUUAGAAACCAUAAUUCAAAAUGCUGCUGACAAGUACCACACAUCACUGCUUGCAACCUUGCCAAAUAAUGUACCUACGUGGAAAUCUCACUUGGAGAAUGCCCAUCGAUCACGUGAUAAAAGAAAAAUAUCCUGGAGAAACAGUGAUAACAAUCAAUGGCUGACCGUUGGUGCGUCAUGGGAGAUUGCUAAGAUUUUCAUGGCUCCCUUGGGACCGAGAAAGGUUGAUGUAGUCAACGCCAAAUCUACUGAUAUAUCGGGACUACUAAAUGUAUUAGAAUGGUCUCCGAGAGGGACAAAUGGUAUGCUUGACACAGGUGUCGAUCUUUCGAAAAUAGCAGCGGCAAGAUGUGCUAGGAAUCUUUGGGCGCAUGCACCGUUGUUGCGUGUAAGUGAUACUGACAAAGUCGACGUGUUUGCAUCUUUAACCUCGCUUCUUCAAGACCCAGAACUAAACGGUGACAAAGAUGUCCAAGACGCCAUGAGAGAGCUUAGUAGUUUAUCCCACACUGGUCUAGCGGUUAUUGAAGAAAAAGAAUUGGAAGUAAUCGCUCAGUUACAACGUGAACUUGGUCAGGAUAUCAACAUUUUGAAAAGUGACAUGACUUUUUGGAAGGAUCAAGUGGAGGUGACCUUGGAGCAGAUUGAAGUUCUAAGGAAACGCUUGGGUGAAUUUGUAACAAAGAACGAACUACACGACGCUCUGGAAAUUGCCAAGAAAGAAAUCAAAGAAGAGCUAAAAGUGUAUAUCGACAGCCGGCUCGAAAAGGCUAAGUCAGAGUCACAGCAAAGGUUUUGUGACGGAAGGUCAGAGCUAAAGUUUAACCCAGUUUCUGAUCGAAUGAAGGAAUAAUUUGUCGGUCGUGAGUGGUUGUUCAGUGACAUUCACAACUGGUUAGAAAAAGACCUCGGGCCUCGGGAGUCUCGUGCCUUCCUUAUCUGGGGUGGUGCUGGAACAGGCAAAAGCUCGUUUGCCCAAGAGUUUGUCCGUCGGCACGAGGGAGAGAAUUUGGCUGGAUACCAUUACUGCCAAAAAGAUAAUCCUCGCACCAGCGAUUUGAAAUCGUUAGUCUAUAGUCUCAGCAGUAUGCUAUCGAAGAGUCUUCCCGAAUAUGCUACCUUGGUUGGGAAACUACAGACUGAUAAAUUUGAAAAUUAUCCUAAUGCAUUGUUCGAUUUGUUAAUUACCACACCAUUGCAGCAAUUGAAUGAAAAUACCAAACAUUUUCUUAUCAUCGAUGGCUUGGAUGAAGGAGAGUCCAUGAUUGCUUCUUGCCUUGCCAGAUUAUCAGGAACACUUCCUUCGUGGCUUCGCGUCAUUUUGACUGCAAGACACAAUGCUCCCGCUCUAUUAGGCCUUUUUUUAAAUUCCACUUCUGCUAAACUAGACCAAUUUGAGACUGGUCCUGAGUCCCUUUCUAGCAAAGAUAUUCGUGAUUUUGUCUCCAUCAAGUACAGAAAACUUCAAACUGAAUAUAACUGUAUUCCUUCUUUCUUUGCUAAUGACGAGCAGGUAGGCAAAGAGAAAAUAGUUCAGGCUAGUCAGAAUUGCUUUCUUUACGCUAAACUUGUGAUGGAACACAUCUUUGAUGGCCAUGAUGAAAUUGGUUUGCCUGCCUCGUUAUCUGAGAUUUACUGCUUGGACUUCAAACGUCGCUUUCCGGAUAUAGAUUUCUUUGAGAAAAAAGUUGCACCUGUGCUUCAGAUUGUGCUUGCCAUUCAAUCUGCCAAGGCUUUUAUAGACAAAGAGAUACCUAUAAAAGAUUUGUUAGAUUUGGCAUCUUCCUAUCCUUCUAUUUUUAUUGAAGAUGGAAUAAUUCGCUUACAGAAGAUGCAGCAGGCUUAUGAGGAGAGCGAUGAAAGUGUUACAGGGGUUGUGAAGUGUGGUUUGCUGCCUGAAAUUAAGAUGCAUGAUCUCAAUAAAGUCCUCAAACUUUUAUCAGGCUACUUAGUAAAGGAUGAUUCUGGUACAUAUUAUUUCAGCCAUAGUUCUGUAAGAGAUUGGUUGCAAGACGAAGAGUCAGAUUUCUUUUGCGAUGUACUCAACGGGCACUCCAUUAUGGCAAACUAUAACUUGAAAACUCUUAAAGUUAAGUAUCCUUCACCCGGCGAUUUUUUUGAAAAUGUAUGUUUUCGUGCGAAACUGCCAUAUCCUACUGCUCUUCUAGACCUCAAAUUCUUUUCUUUGCGUUAUCUCUUUCAUUCCAGUGAGAGCGGGAGUUCAAACGUGAAUGUUCUGAUAUCUGAAUUAGGUAUUAAAGCAAUCGACCUUCUUCAUGCCGCAUUUCACCAUAGUGAUGACGUUUGGGGUCGUUUCAUUUGUUCCGAGUAUAUGGCAAUGAAAGUUCUCGAUGGAACUGAUGUCUUGAAUAAAAUGACCAUACAGGAAAAAACUGAACAUCUUGAGUGGGCUCUUUUGUUGCGUUGUGCAAGAAUUACUGCCAAGUUGUUUGAUAGCCGCACAUACUGGAUUUUUAGUAGUGACGCCAUCAUUAUCUUGAUCUGUGACAUCAAACUACUACAGCUCGUCCCAAAGGAAUCAAUGCCCCAGUUAUUGUUUUCGUCUCUCGUGGAUAUUUUCUUUCGCAAUAAGAUAUUUGAAUUUUGUGUAAAAAAUGGAUUAACGGCGGAUGUAUGUGUUCCUCAAUUCUUUGAGAACACCAAGGGCUUUGACUCGUCCAUCUGCUGGAACGAAGAUGUCCAAGAGUAUUUUAGAAAAUUGAAGUCAGGCGAAGAGAAUGUUAUCACUUUGGAGUCCCUUCAAGAGAAGCCAUUUUAUCCAGAAGAAGCUAAAGUGUCGGAAUUUACAUUGGAGAUCAUUCAGAAACCUCUUUCAGGUAUUGAUUACAAAUAUUCUUGUAAAUCUGCAGGUGUGCAUGGUAAAAAAAAAUUAUUCUUUAUUAUAUAAUACCUUAUUGAAUUCUGAUCGUUUAAUUGGCUGUUUAUGGUCACGUGAUAUUGAAUAGAAAAUUCCAUUUCCCCAGAGUGCAAUGGAAUACGUUCCAUUGCACUCUCUGCGAGUGCAAUGGAAUAAAACGUAUAGUACAAUUGCACUCUUUGUGUUUUCGAUAAAUCGCAUCCCUCAAAAUGCUUCUCAUACGAAUCUAUUAGUCUAUUUUGGUAUUAUAUAUAUUAUAUAUUAUAUGGAACAUUCCAUCUUUCACCUCAUGAAAAUAUUCUUACCAUUGCACUCAUAAACAUUCAUUAUUUGUGUAAUAUAAAGUUGAUUAAACAUAUUCUUAAAAAUAGCUUUGGAAAAAACCUAGUUUGUUAUAUAUGAAAACAAUACAGCUCAUCGUAUAGCCAGGGCCGCCGAGAACUUGGCGGGGGCCGGGCCAAAAAAAUUUUUAGGGGCCCCUAUUGCAAAAACAUUUUCCCACAAAAAAUGUUUCGGACAAUAAUUUCUUUUUAGGUGCGUUAUAAUUGCUUUCGUUGGACUUUUCCGCAAUUUUCCAUACCAAAUUUCGGUUCAUUGCCCCCUAAACACAAACAUUUUGGCCCGAAAACAGAAAUAUUUCGCCCGAAAAAAUUACUGCGGCCCAUUAAAUUUCUAACAUUAAAUUUCUAGGGGCCCCCAGAGCCUCGGGGCCCGGGGCAAUUUGCCCCCCCUGCCUCCCCCCCUCUCGGCGGCCCUGCGUAUAGCUGUGUUCUGUGACCAAAAAAGUUGCUGCUUAGAAAACGAAGUUUGUCGCCUCCCUUCGGGCACUACUUUAAAAUUACAUAAAUUUAUAGAUUCUGAUAUGCCUGGCACGAAUUUAUUCAUGCAAACCUGCAGUUUCUUUGUAUUUUACGACCAAACAUCAUCAUUUUCUAUUAAAAUUAGCAAUAUUUUUUUUUUUAAACUACAUGUUAUACACAGUUAUUGUACCAGUUCGAAGGCGGGGGAGAGGGGUGGGGGGUAUCACGCGGUUCAUCUCAAUAUGAAAUUGCAAAGAUUCUUUAAUCAAGAAUUUUACAGAUUCUAAACUUGUGUUGCUCAAUUUUUUAUCAACAACGAACAAGGAGCGCACGAUAUUCGAUAGAUCUUCAGGACCCAGAUGUAUUUUAUUUAACACAAACUGACCAUUGGCAGCAGUUCUUUCAAAAACUAGCUCAUGCAUGAAAUCUUAACUUUUUCCUGUGGGGCAUUAAGUGCUAUGAGCAUUAAGUGCUAUCAUACGUUUAAAUUUGUUGGCGCUAAAUCUUUCUAUACACUUUUUUUAGAUCUAACCGGGAGCAGCUGCGAAAAAUGGAAGUAAUAGGCCCUUUGGCUUUGAUUCCGGUAUAAUGCUCUAACGAGCUGUGCUACAGAGACCAAUUGCUAAGCCUUAACCACAGAUUCAUGUAUAUAUAUAAUCGAACCUGCCAGAGAGCAUAAAGUUGCAUUUUUUGCAACUGCUCCUGGUUGUUAGGUCUAAAAAAGUGUAUAGAAAUUUAGGUUCGAAAAUUCAAUCUAAAAAACCAUUCACUAUUAGUUGUAUCGAACGAGAUUCCCAAAAUGUCGAUAUAAGAAUCUUUAUCAAUCUACUCUUUGCAAUUUCAUAUAUAAUUGAACAAUAAACCCAAAAGCUGAUGCAAUAUAUCUCACGCCACCGCUCUGCGACAUAAGUCCACAUAACAGCGACUUUUUCUAAUUUUUGGACGAAUGAUGUUAAAUUUGCUUUGUAAAUGGUUAGCUUAUUCUGAAAAAUUGCUUUUCACAUUGUUUUAAUUGUCUGCUUUGGUUAACGAGAAUUAGAUGCCACCCAAAAAUGGCGGAUAUUCGUCAUCGUGAGAAAGGCUAAUUAUUGACGAUUUACUGCAUAUAACCGCGUGAUAAGAGACUUGAAUUGGUGCAAUAAUGUUAAUACAAAAUAUUGAUCUUUCAUCGUAAAGUACAAAGAAACUUCAGGUUUUUACGAGUGACAACAAGUUAAUUCAUACCAGCAUAUAAAAAUCUAUAGAUUCAUGUAGAUUUAAAGUUGCGCCCGAAGGGGUGGGAGGGGGGAGACAGAAUUGAAACCAAAUCACAGAAUACGGCUUAUUACGCACAUCUCUGUAAUGGAUGGUUCAAUUCUUCCUGUUACCAUCCCCCAAAUGUACACCGACGGAAUUUUGUUGAGCACGUGGUCCAGGAGGUGUCCCGUGGGGGUAGGGAUUAGGAAUACACAUGUUCACAGGCGAGGGGCUUUGGGACUCGUAGAAAAAUGCAAAACAUGAGCCCACUUGCACUGCAAUUGUUUUUUCUUCCAUAUUUAAACAUUGCUGUAGAUCAGAGAUUGCGUUGGAAACUGGAAGAAAAAAUGUACUAACACUGUACUAACAUGGCCUUUAAUAGCCCUAGUGAACACGCUCUAUCGCUUAGUGAAUGCCUUUCAAAUGUCGACAUUCGUGAAAUUUUUAUAACGUGUUCGUGUCCAAUAUUGGCCAUGGGAGGGGAAUUGGCUUUUCUUUAUUUGCCCAGGGGUGGGGAAUUGACAGUUUAGGAAUAAAGAAUACAUAAAUCCCGGGGGGGGGGGACAGGAAGAAUCGAGCCAUGCAUGAUCCAGAUAAUUCUCUGCUGCGUACGCCUUUCUAAACGGGCACCUCUUUAAUAUCAACGCUUUGUAAUAAUGCGGACACCUUUCCAAUGUACCGCCGUCCACAUUAAUCCGUUUUCGUUUGAAAACGUAUACUUUUGCACGCGUUUUCGCCGAUCUUCCACACUAAUACGAUGGAAAACGGAUGCCUUCAUCAAUGAAAACGGAGCUGUUCGAAAACGGCUUUGAAAGUAGGUGAAGACAACGCGGGCGUAUACAUUGGAUUAGUGUGGGCGGGCGAAAACGAAGGUUUUCAAAAACGCGGACGGCAUGACACAAUCAUUCGUAGUGAGUGUGUUGUUUUUCCGAAUUUCAAAUGAAUUGCUUGUCUUGCACUGGAUAUAAUGAUGAUUAAUCUGCAAGCAUAACUUGCAAACACAAUGAAAUGCUCUACACUAUGUCCUAGGUUAUCAUUUAAUUUAUUUCUGAGAUUGUAAAGCCAUCGCCGACGUUUUUAGGUCCAACCUCGGUAAAUUUGUCUCUUUCCCGUAAAAAUGUUCCUGGCCUUCUUGUAGAUUUUUGCAUGAAUAACGGUAAAGAGAAUGCAAAUCGAAAAUAAAAAAUUAUCGUUUUCUAAGUGCUAGUGUGGUAAAAAACGAUCCAAAAACGCUACUGUGGACGCGGAUAUUUGUAUGCGUUUUCGAAACAUCAAAAACGAAGGGAUUCGAAAACGGAUUAGUCUAAUAGUGUGGACGUAGCCUACCUUCCCAAUACGGAUACCUCUCUAAUAUGAAUACCUCCCUAAUAGAGAUACCUCGCUCAUACAGACACCUCUCUGAUAGUGUUAAUGUGUAUUCUUUGCAAGGUACAGUAUGUAGUUUCACUAUAGUUGGCCGUAUACAUGUAUAUAAUUAUGCUUUAUUCUUAUUCAGAAAUUGAACGCCUUCUGAGAGAUGGAAUGAUUUAUGUGGAGUUCAAGUAUGCCUGGCACUCGCUUUUAGCAACAAUACUUCGGUUUUACAAAUAUGAAACGCUACAAAUGGUAGAAAACUGUUUAAAACAUGGAGCAAACCCAAGCAACAGAGGAGGUCUUGGGGUAACUGCCCUAAUGCUAACGUGUGAGAACCGAAAUGAUCUUUUUGAGGAUUCAGCUGCGGCGGAACAGGCGGUGUCGUUACUCUUGGAUCACGGAGCUGAAGUGAAUCAACAGGAUUUUUAUGGACGUACUGCGCUUCAUUAUGCAUUUGAAUCAGGAGAUGACACUGAAGAAGGACUUGCUCGAAAACAACGUGCUAUUGAAAUCCUUAUUCAGCACAAUGCAGACAUUUAUCUAAAAGAUUCGUCUGGGCUUUCCGCCUUUGAUAUGGCUAAGCGUGAGGGACACGAAUCUUGGUUAAGAACCGAUGAAGCAUCAUUGAGAGUCCGAACAUGCUCAAAGAAAAGAAAAACAUACUGUUCCAUAAGUUAA